AUGUCGUCUAUCGUGUAUUUUAAGUUCAAGGCUAAUUUGAAGAACGAUUCAAUCCCAUUCGAUGGUUCGGCUAUCUCUGUAAAGGAUUUGAAGAACGCGAUACGCACCAAAUGUUGUUUAUAUUCCUCUGACUUUGAUUUAAAGCUCGAAGAUUCCAACGGAAAAGCAUACACCAAAGAUGAUGAACUUAUACCAAAGUAUACAAGUAUUGUUGUUCGCCGAGUCCCUAAAUUGAGUUCUGAGGUGCAAAAGAAGAAAGUCCAUGCUCCUGAGGAUAUCUCAUGGCGUGAGGCUCAAAAAACGGCUGCUGCCGCGGAGGUGCAUCCACCCAAGCAUGUGAAUUUGGCGGACUCGGAUCUUCCCGAAGAGGAGAAAAUCAAAAUUAUGAUGGAGCGUUCAUCAGAGGCUUAUUCCGAGAAAAAGGAAGCGUACGCUCAAGGAAAAAAGGAUAAACGUCCUUUCUCAGUAGAAGAAAAUCCGCCCUACUGUUUUCGAAAAUGCACUUGUCCGAAGUAUGAUACGCGACUGGCUUUUUNCCCAGAGCCGGAAAUCAGUUCGGUUCAGCGUGAUAUAUUCAAAACAGAAGAUGACGAAAAGACGUUUGUGAACAAUCGACGAGUGCUGAAACCAAAGCAAAUGUCAAAUGCUCCUGGACCACAAGUGAAACAAAUGGAAACAGUUACCGAGAGCCAAUCCAAGACUGAAAUGCAAUGCACUAACGUGAAGAAUUCUGCUUCACUCAAGAUGGAAACUUGUUCGACGUCUAAUGAUAUUCCUUCCGAAAACUCUGUGUCCAACCCUCCCGCCCCAAUCGUGGCCUCACCUCAUGACUCUGAAAAUGUUAAUGAACUGCCUGUUGCCGAUAAAGCCUCCCCUGUUGUAACACCGAAUACAUGUGCUGCUGUGGUUGCAAGUUCGCCUUGUGCCACGUUUGUGACAACUAGUAGACAAUCUCUACUAACUGUUACAUCUGGUCUUUCUAGCACGCAAUUUCCUUGUAUAAGCUAUUCCAACUCCGCUGUGGUUCCUACCAUUAUCCCAAGCAUCAACGGUAGUACUAAUCUUCUUAACGCGAUUUAUAACAUGCGCGUAGGAAACAUACAGACUCCAGUUGUCGCCCCGCCUGCUGUUGUACCUGUCCCAUUUCACGGGUCGCUCGUUGGUGGGACUGACUGGGCCACCAACGCAGCUCUAGCAGCCUCGGGGACACAGACUGCUGGUAUAGUUGAUCCCUUACUCCCAGUGAAUAGUAGUCAGACAGCAUUUAAUUUAGUUUCCGGGCAGGCCAUCCCCAGUGCAAUACCGACAGCCCUACCGGCACCAAUUCAGGCCAUAGAUGGACGCAAAGUUUUAUCAAAAGAAGAAUUCUAUCGACUGAAGGUGGAAAUGCUUAAUUCCACUCGACGAAGACGCCGUCAUCGGUCUCGGUCGCGUAGUCCCGGAUCUACUCAUCGUCUUGCACGUCCCGAAAUACUAUCCCGGCGACACCGCUACGAACGGGAUGAAUGGGAUCGUCGGGAUCGUUAUCGUCCUUCAGCGGAUUAUGAAGCAGAGCGAUCUCGCCGGCACCACUACGAAACCAGUGAUUACUACGAAGUUAGAAGGGACAGACACCGUGCUACAGAAAGCCGUUUACGCCCCGAACAUAACACUGAUUCUAUGCCUGAUUAUGACCGAUACUAUCCGCAUGAUAGGCGGUUUGUUCAUAGUCGACAUUCUAAACCAGUUUCGAUUGUUCGAAGCUCCUCGCGGGAGCGUGCAGUCUAUUUUAGUCCCCGUGCAGGUUCCACUUCACCACUUCAGCGAAGGGCCUAUCGUGAACCACAUCGGUAUCGUGAACCACAUGGUGAUUCCUAUCAAAUUCCUGAUCAGUCUGUGGAUCGCAUUUCCUCUACCAGUCCUACCACUGUGUCUGUGGUUCCACAAUAUGAGCUUUCAGAUCCUGAAUCCAACGGUGAGUUCUAUUACGGCAUUUAA
This is a messenger RNA of Echinostoma caproni, 1977 nucleotides long. NCBI's taxonomy places the organism in Eukaryota, Metazoa, Platyhelminthes, Trematoda, Plagiorchiida, Echinostomatidae. The record is from the annotation of a GenBank genome assembly.